This is a messenger RNA of Sinocyclocheilus grahami, 2279 nucleotides long. It is a transcript of the gene psmd2, whose product is annotated as proteasome 26S subunit ubiquitin receptor, non-ATPase 2. Gene Ontology annotation, cellular component: proteasome storage granule; proteasome regulatory particle, base subcomplex; nucleus. Gene Ontology annotation, biological process: proteasome-mediated ubiquitin-dependent protein catabolic process. NCBI's taxonomy places the organism in Eukaryota, Metazoa, Chordata, Actinopteri, Cypriniformes, Cyprinidae. The transcript has 16 exons. The record is from RefSeq and is a predicted model, not a curated record. Bases 106 to 2244 code for a protein of 712 amino acids.
GUGAUUCGCUGCAGCACUGCAGAACUGUGACGCGCGUCAGCCGCAGAAGAAGAAACAUAGUUAGCGGUAGUGAGUCGCGUUCAGAGAAACAGCAGCAGAAAAAUCAUGGAGGAAACCGCGAAAAAGGAGAAAAAGCAGUCCGAGAUCACGGAGGAGAAGGACAAACAACCGGCGGGGAAAGACAAGGAGAAGAAAGAGGACCAGGAGCUGUCGGAGGAGGACAAACUGCUUCAGGAGGAGUUGGAGAUGCUCGUGGAAAGACUCGGUGAGAAGGACACUUCUCUGUACCGUCCUGCUCUGGAAGAACUGCGGCGUCAGAUUCGCUCCUCCACGACCUCCAUGACCUCGGUGCCCAAACCGCUCAAGUUCCUGCGACCGCAUUACGCCAAACUCAAGGACAUCUACCAGAACAUGGCUCCAGGAGAGAACAAGCAGUUCUGCGCAGACGUGGUGUCUGUUCUCGCCAUGACCAUGAGCAGCGAGCGAGAGUGUCUGAAAUACCGUCUGCUGGGCUCACAGGAGGAGCUCGCCUCAUGGGGACACGAAUACGUCAGGCAUCUGGCAGGAGAGGUGGCUAAGGAAUGGCAGGAGAUCGAGGAAGGCGAUAAAGCUCAACAGGAAUUGCUGCUGAAGCUGGUCAAAGAGAUCGUCCCGUAUAACAUGGCCCAUAAUGCCGAGCACGAGGCCUGUGACCUCCUGAUGGAAGUCGAGCGGCUCGACAUGCUAGACACGUACAUCGAUGAAAACGCCUACUCUAAAGUCUGCCUCUACCUGACCAGCUGUGUGAGUUACGUCCCCGAGCCGGAGAACUCGGCUCUGCUGAAAUGCGCUCUCAACAUCUUCCGCAAGUUUAACCGUUACCCAGAAGCCCUCAGGCUCGCGCUGAUGCUUAAUGACGUGGAGCUGGUGGAGAACAUCUUUACUUCCUGCAAGGACAUUGUCAUUCAGAAGCAGAUGUCGUUCAUGUUGGGUCGACACGGCAUGUUCCUGGAGCUCAAUGAAGAUGUGGAUGAUUGUGAAGAUCUGACGGAGAUCAUGUCCAAUGUGCAGCUCAACAGCAACUUCCUUGCACUGGCUAGAGAGCUCGACAUCAUGGAGCCGAAAGUGCCAGACGACAUUUACAAAACCCACCUGGAGAACAACCGGUUCGGCAGCAGCGGCUCACAGGUGGACUCCGCUCGCAUGAAUCUGGCCUCCUCUUUCGUCAACGGCUUCGUUAACGCCGCGUUCGGACAGGACAAGCUGCUCACGGAGGACGGAAACAAAUGGCUCUACAAGAACAAGGACCACGGCAUGCUCAGCGCGGCGGCGUCUCUGGGAAUGAUUCUGCUGUGGGACGUGGAUGGCGGUCUAACGCAGAUCGAUAAAUAUCUUUAUUCCUCCGAGGACUACAUCAAGUCCGGAGCGCUGUUGGCGUGUGGGAUCGUUAACUCCGGCGUUCGUAACGAGUGUGAUCCCGCUCUGGCGCUGCUGUCUGAUUACGUCCUACACAACAGCAACACCAUGAGGAUCGGGGCCAUUUUUGGUCCGUGUGUGUUUCUGCAGGUGGCGGGAGUGACGGCGCUGGCGUGUGGCAUGAUCGCUGUGGGUUCCUGUAACGGUGAUGUCACCUCCACCAUCCUGCAGACCAUCAUGGAGAAGAGCGAGCAGGAGCUCAAAGACACGUUCGCUCGCUGGCUGCCCCUCGGCCUCGGACUCAACCAUCUGGGUAAAGGUGAGGCGAUCGAGACGACUCUAGCAGCUCUUCAAGUCGUUCCCGAACCCUUCCGCAGCUUCAGCAACACAUUGGUGGACCUUCGUUACGGUGAGCCCACGUUAAGGAGGGCGGUGCCGUUAGCGCUCGCUCUGAUCUCCGUCUCGAACCCGAGGCUGAACAUCCUGGACACGCUCAGCAAGUUCUCACACGACGCCGACCCCGAAGUGUCACACAACGCCAUCUUUGCCAUGGGGAUGGUGGGCAGCGGCACUAAUAACGCGCGCCUGGCGGCGAUGCUCAGGCAGCUGGCGCAGUAUCACGCCAAAGACCCCAACAACCUCUUCAUGGUCCGACUCGCACAGGGUCUCACUCAUCUGGGGAAAGGCACGCUGACGCUCUGCCCGUAUCACAGUGACCGGCAGCUCAUGAGUCAGGUGGCUGUAGCCGGACUCCUCACGGUCCUCGUGUCCUUCCUAGACGUCAAGAACAGUAAGAGCAUCAGUACAGCGCCUGUAAUAUGUGACCUCAGACCACAAAACCAGUCAUAAAGGGUCGGUUUUUGAAAUUGAGAUGUAUAUAUCCU